Molecule: messenger RNA, 1215 nt
Organism: Plasmodium gonderi
Lineage: Eukaryota; Apicomplexa; Aconoidasida; Haemosporida; Plasmodiidae
Product: Pf-fam-b protein
Exons: 1
Coding region: 1-1215 (404 amino acids)
Source: RefSeq, a predicted model, not a curated record
AUGGAUAAUAGUUCCGUUAAGGAAGAAGAAUAUUGUAUACCAAACCAAAUUGCAGUGGAAUCUUCUACUUCGGAUGAAAUAGAAUUUAUCGACAGUGAAGAAAUUUUAUUGUCUGACGAGGAUUAUCAGGAUUAUAUAUUAUCGGAACAGAAUAAUGACUACGCAGACACAUCACAAGUUGAUUUAACACGUGAUGAUGAAAUAAUAAUGCUGAAUAUGGAAGAUGAGGAUUUUAUGUCAACGGAUGUAACAAUGGAGUACAACGAAGAAUUAGAAGAAAUAACCAUGAAUACCAUGCAGAUAGAUAAUAUGGUUGGAGAGGUCCUAAGAGGACAAAAUAAUGAAUUAUCGCACAAUCAUCUAAAUGGAGAAAACAAUGAAAUGAAUCUAUCUGAAUUUAUUCAUCAUGGAAAUAUAAUAGGAAACAAUGCACAAACUGGUGUUUAUACACCUCUUCAAAAUAUUGUUCAGAACGAUUUGCAUUUCGGUGAAUAUGCAAUACAUGGAAAUAUAGUACAACACGAUGUGCAUUCCAGAGAACAUAUUCAUCUUGGCAAUAAUAUACAACACGAUUUUCAUUCCCGUGAAUAUUCUAAUCAUGGGAAUACAUUGCAGCAUGAUGGGCAUUCGAGGGAACAUAUUCAUCAUUGGAAUAUAGCACAACAUGAUUUGCACUGCAGAGGACAUAAUCAUGAAGGGAAUGUAAUGCACCACAACUCAUGUAUAAUAAUAGAAUUUGACCGUUUGGAAUUGCAUUACAAUUAUAAUAUUUUGAAAUUAUGGGAAACAAUAAAAGAAAGGAGAUUAGGUGAUUAUCAAACAAACCCAGACGAUCUUAUAGAAGAUAAACUAGUAUAUCAUAUAUAUAAUUUCUUUCACUCCAUUGUAAGAUGCAAAUAUUUUACUCUUAAAGGUAAAUUAGGUAUAUUAUGUGAAUACAUUGUAAUGAAGUACAAUAUACCAAUAGAAGUUAAAAACCAUGUGUGGGGUAUGAUUAUUUCUUACAUUUUAAAUGAUAUGCUAAAAAUGGAUGCCCGAGAUUAUUUUGAAUUGUGUGAUCUAAUUGAGAAUGGAAUGUGCAAUAGAUUGAAAUUCGUUGAAUUUAUUAAUAACAAAACGUCAUCAUGGAACAUGUCCACCAAUUUGAUAUUUCAAUCAUGGGCCGAUGUUUUGACUUUGAAAUUAAUUUCACAUUCUCGUAAUGUGACAUUUUAG